Molecule: messenger RNA, 1246 nt
Organism: Periconia digitata
Lineage: Eukaryota; Fungi; Ascomycota; Dothideomycetes; Pleosporales; Periconiaceae
Source: the annotation of a GenBank genome assembly
CUAACCGUAUAACCGCCGGCUUCCUGUCCGCGUCUAUGAUGGAAGCCUGACCUCUCCAGAAUGCAGGAACAUUGGCAACUCCUAUGCGGCGAUACAGGGCUGGAGAUCCUUCCUCAAACAACCAAACUAGCAGACAGAUCAGUUGUCCGUUAGGUUUCUCGUGCGCUGGAAUGCAGAACGUUUUUCCUCCCUGGUCGAUCGCUUCGAAAUCAUCAUGUGGACUGUCCAGGUAGAGAUUGGAAAUGAUGGAUUUUCGAUCAUCUCCCGGCAUUUUCCAGUGGUACCGCACAGUUCUCUCGACACCGUCGUCAAGAAUCUCUUCGUUUGGCGGCCCGAGAGUCUUCUUAAUAUGCACUUCGAUUAAAGAGCACUUGAGGUCGAUGUAGCAAUCGGAAGAGAUGGCGCCAAACCGCGAGCCAUCUUCCCGCGCUGGCUGUACUUUUAUCUUCUCGACUGAUAUCUGCAUGUCUUCUUCGUGUGCAGUUUCUGCGCAUUUUAUACCUUGCGGCGCAUCCACCGCUGCCCAGGAGAAAGUUGGCGCACGCCAAAAGACUGGGUUUUCACCGUCGGGACGUUUUUGAGGAUAUUUGAAUCGCUCGUCUUCAUACUUCGGCUCGACGUACCAUAACAACUGGCUAGCUAGAUACUUCUCCCACAUGCCUGCCACGUAGAUCAAAUGUUCGCCCAUUCGCUCCGAAGUAAGCUCAGCAAUGCCGGCAAGAGCGAUGAGCUUAUCCUUUGGUUUGGACAAACUGGUGGUCGAGUAUCUUUCCACUAUGCUCUUCCAGUUCUCGUGGGCUGUAAAUGCGUUGUUCUCACACCCUGCAGCUUUCGCUUUGGGGCCAUAUUCGCCGGGAAUCAAAGCCUUCAACCGUGUUCUCUCUCCAACAGUGCCGGCUCUGAGUUCCAUGUGCGAAACGCCAUGCGGAUGGCUUUCGGCUGCAUCGAUGUGUGGACACUCCCACGCAAUCUGAUCCCUGCAGAAAUGCAGCACUCGCGGAGCUAGCAGCCUCUCCUGAAGAACCCACGCGCGGCGAUUGACGGGAGCAUCGUCCACUUGCCUAUCCCAGAAGGAUGCAUCUUGGAUCUUGCAUCGUCUGAUGAGCGGCUCGAGACCCAGAUGUCGUUUUGGGACUCGCUCAUCUAGUGGGCGUGGGAUACCUUCAGUGUUCAAAUUGAUUUCAUCUUCCCAUAGAUUCUGAGGAUCGCGAGUUACGAAUUGCGGUAUACGUCGUACAUCUGGACU